Molecule: messenger RNA, 198 nt
Organism: Diversispora eburnea
Lineage: Eukaryota; Fungi; Glomeromycota; Glomeromycetes; Diversisporales; Diversisporaceae
Source: the annotation of a GenBank genome assembly
AUGGCAUAUAAAGAAAUUGAACAUGAUGUUGAAAUUGCCACGAGUAUUAUUCGUGGUUCAGAAUUAGAAGAAUUACGAUUGGUUCUAGAACUUAAUUCUUGGGGAAUUGCUGAACAUUAUUUAAAGGAGUACGGAAGGAAAAAAAGGAUUUGUGGUUAUAGAGUUGAAUUUGAUAGAAAACUCAACAUGAAUUGCUAA